CGGUACGAAAAGAAAAGGUUGUGAUCUAGCGUAGUUUUUUAUUGAUUUCAUUCGGAUUUGGAUUGGAAAUUACCGCCCGGAGCUGCGGUUUGGCAACGUUCUCAGCGGCAUUUCGUUGGCGUGGCGUGAGCACGCAACCACACACACUCACGCACGCACUGAACGAGAGCGAGAGACAGUGACAGAGCGACAGGCAACUGGCCCACUGGAGACUGGACAAUCCAAUCCAAUCCAAUCCAAUCCACAAUCGACACUCCGCCAGAGAACACUCGACGUGCACAGCGCCAGAGCAGCUUAGCCAGAGGAACUUAGAACUUAGACCGGAAUCAUGGCGUGGCGCUUCAAGGCUUCCAAGUACAAAAAUGCCGCACCCAUUGUGCCCAAGGCGGAGGCCUGCGUCCGCGAGAUCUGCGUGGGUAGCUAUCAGACUUAUGGCAACAAUAUCGCCGCCUCGGCCGCCUUUAUGGCCUUCAAUUGGGAGCAUACCGGCUCCAGUGUCGCUGUCCUGCCGUUGGACGAUUGCGGACGCAAGAGCAAGACGAUGCCGCUCCUCCAUGGCCAUACGGACACAGUGACAGAUCUCAAGUUCUCGCCCUUCCAUGACGGUCUACUGGCCACCGCUUCGCAGGAUUGUCUGGUCAAGAUCUGGCACAUCCCAGAAAAGGGCCUCGAACAGUCGCUCUCCGAUCCGGAGGCCGUCUUUUCACACAAGCAACGACGCGUGGAAACCGUCGGCUUCCAUCCCACGGCCGAUGGCCUGAUGUACUCCACAGCCGCCGGCUGUGUGGCUCUCUUCGAUCUCAGCACCCAAAAGGAGAUCUUCUCAAACAAUGAACAUCCCGAGGUGAUCCAAUCGGCCAGUUGGCGUGAAGAUGGCUCCGUUUUGGCCACCAGCUGCAAGGACAAGUGCGUGCGUAUCUUUGAUCCCAGGGCCACCGGCUCGCCCAUACAGAUGACCGCUGAAUCGCAUCAGAGCAUCAAGGACUCGCGUGUAGUGUGGCUGGGCAAUCAGACGCGCAUCCUGACCACCGGCUUCGAUGCGGCCCGCUUGCGUCAGGUGAUCAUCCGCGAUAUACGCAACUUUGGUACACCCGAGAAAACCCUGGAAUUGGACUGCUCCACGGGUGUACUAAUGCCCCUGUUUGAUCCGGACACAAAUAUGCUAUUCCUGGCCGGAAAGGGUGACACAACAAUUAAUUACUUGGAAGUUACGGACAAGGAUCCGUAUUUCAUUGAGGGUCUUCGUCACACCGGCGAACAGACAAAGGGGGCAUGCCUGGUGCCGAAGAGAGCGCUGAAGGUCAUGGAGGCUGAGGUGAAUCGUGUGCUGCAGCUGACUUCUAACAUGGUCAUACCCAUUAUGUACCAAGUGCCACGAAAGACAUACCGGGAUUUCCAUGCUGAUUUGUAUCCAGAGACCUCGGGCUAUAAGACGGAACUUGUGGCCGGCGAGUGGCUGAAUGGCAGCAACCAGGCAGUGCCCAAGAUGAGCCUGGAUCCUGCCAAGCGUGAGAAUGGCGAUGAGCCAAUUAUUAUCCAUCGCGGCAAUCUCAGUGAUUUGGUUAAGAAUCUAGAGAAUCAGCGCUCCAAGGGCAACCCCAAUACCAUUGCCACAAAGCCACUGGCCAAGCGCAACGACAACGAGCACUUUGUGAUGCUCAGCAAGGGCAACAAUUUCGAGGAGAAGAACGGCAACGACAACAGCAACCACAGCAAUGGCAAGAAGGGCAGCAUUUUGCCCGUCCAAACCCAGCCCGAUGGCGAGUGCAGUGAGCUCAUACGCAAGUUCGAGGCCAAAUACAAGGUGGAUUCCGAGAAGGAGAAGGCUCAGUCCCAGCCCCAGUCCCAGGAGGAUGAUAAGGAAUCACCCACCGAGCAGGAGCAUUCGACUGGCAGCAGCGAGGAGGUAUCCUCAUCGGCGGCCAGUGGCAGCCAUUCGCCGCCCAAGCCCAUGCCGCGCACAUCGCGCAACAAUUCCCUGCCGGAGGCAGCCAGCGAUUCCGCUGGGGAGAACAGCGGCAGCGGCACUCCACGCCCCAGGCCACGCACCACCGCAGCGGCGGCCUAUAAGCCACGUCUGGGUCCGAAGCCUUUCUCCAGCACCUCGGGGGAUGUGUCAUUCGACAAGGUCUUUGCCGUGCCUUUGGCCCCAGGCUCCCAUGAGAACAUCUCCAGCGUGGGCCAGGACAACAGCAGUGGCGGAGCCAUGGAAAUAAUACCCGCAGAGGGUUGUCCCAAGCCGGAUCUAAUUGUGAAUAUUGAAAUUAAAGCUCGUGGUGCUCCAGCCGUGGCCCCAGCAACGGGCAACGGCGUACAGAUAUCUUUGACCACCUCGGAGCGACGCAAGUCCUCGGCCGACGAUGAUGAAUCAUCCGACAAGAUAUUCGAACAGAACUCCGAGUCAUCGGGCAACUCCACGGAGGGCGAGGAGCGUGUGGAUGGCAAUCUGCAGAGGGCAACCUCCACCAGAAGCAGCAUUGCCGAGCGUCGUCGCCUGUACGAGAGCCGUUCCAAGAGCCAGGUGGACGAGAAGGCCCAGUCGCCAGUGCCAUUGCGUCGCGAGCACUCCAAGGUGGAACCCUUGAAGACCAGCAGCCAACAGCUGCAGGCCAACAACUCGAUUGAUCCCAAGCGCAUCUCGGUGCCGGAGGGCAAGCUGCUGGAGGAGCACCGCCGCGGCAAUGGCUCUGCCACGGCUCUGGGUCUCAAGAAAUCCGCCACGGAGGCGACAUUCACCAAGCGCACCUCCACCGUCUUUGGAAAGGUGUCCAAGUUCCGGCAUCUGAAGGGCACACCCGGCCACAAGUCGACGCACAUUGAGAAUUUGCGCAAUUUAAGCCGCCAGAUACCGGGCGAAUGCAAUGGCUUCCAUGCCAAUCAGGAGCGCGUGGCCGUGCCGCUCUCUGGACCCGGUGGCAAGAUUGCCAUCUUCGAGCUAAGCCGACCGGGCAGGCUAAUGGACGGGGUUAUACCAUCGCUGGUGAACGGCAGCAACAUCAUGGACUUCCAGUGGGAUCCAUUUGAUGCCCAGCGCCUGGCCGUGGCCUGUGACGAUGGCAUCGUAAAGCUCUGGCACAUCGGUGGGGGAUUAAGUGAGCCAACCAAUACGCCAGCUGGCGAGCUGACCGCUCAUCUGGACAAGAUCUACUUUAUACGCUUCCACCCGUUGGCCGCGGAUGUCCUGCUGACUGCCAGCUACGACAUGACCAUCAAGCUGUGGGAUUUGCGUACGUUGAGCGAGAAAUGCUCCCUCUCUGGCCACACCGAUCAGAUCUUUGACUUUGCCUGGAGUCCAUGUGGCCGUCUGGGCGCCACCGUUUGCAAGGAUGGCAAGAUUAGGGUCUACAAUCCACGUAAAUCGGAGACCCCCAUACGGGAGGGCAACGGACCGGUGGGCUCACGCGGAGCACGCAUCACCUGGGCCCUGGAUGGACAGUACAUUGUCUGCACAGGCUUUGACAAGGUUUCGGAGCGACAGAUAAGCGUGUACAAUGCCCAGAAACUGGCUGCUCCUUUGAACACGGCCAGCUUGGAUGUAUCGCCCUCGAUACUCAUUCCCUUCUAUGACGAGGACAGCUCCACGCUGUUUGCCACCGGCAAGGGCGAUUCCACCAUCUACUGCUACGAGAUCACCGAUGAGGAGCCAUACAUCUGCCCGUUGUCGCACCAUCGCUGCACCUCGCUGCACCAGGGCCUCAGCUUCCUUACCAAGAACCACUGCGAUGUGGCCAGCGUGGAGUUUUCCAAGGCCUAUCGCCUGACCAAUACCACCAUUGAGCUCAGCUUCACAGUGCCGCGCAUUAAGAGCGAGCUCUUCCAAGACGAUCUGUUCCCACCCACGCGCAUCACCUGGAGCGCCACGCUGAGCGCCGAAGAUUGGUUUGCCAGCAAUGAUAAGGCAGCGCCCAAGAUCAGCCUCAAGCCGGAGGGCAUGGAGACACUCUCUUCUAUACAACAAGUGCCGGUGGCCGCCAAGAAGUCGGAUCAUCAGCAGUUUGGUGGCCAAAAAUCGGAUUACGAGACCAACAAGCAACAGGAGAUCCAAAAGUCGGUCAGUGCGCGCAUGGAGUUCACCACCAAGCUGGAGCAGGACGACAUGGAGGGUGUGGAUGAGAACGAGUGGCAGGAGUAGCGCCGAGCUGGCGCCCAGAGAGAUCAGUUCACAAUUUAGCGUAUAAAGAAAGGAAAGAAUGAAAAUCAACAAGCAAUCCUAGACAUGACAAAGGCAGCAGACGACGACAUCAAGACUCGAAAGCAAGCAAGCACACUCUCUAGCACACACCAAACACCCGGUACACACCCCAGGCCUAAUCCUAAUCCUACUCCUAAUCCUUCUCCCCCUCCACCAUCACCACCUUCCCCCAUUAACUGCAUUUGCUCAAUAAUUGCCAAACUAACAAUCGUAAGCAAAUCUUGUUUUUGUUUUAAUAUUUUACAUUAUUUUACAUUUAACAUUUUACAUUUAUUAUUGUGUUUUCCCUUUUUUUUAAUGUAUGUUUUGUGUUGUAAAUCGUGCUAUUUAAGUAGUUAGUCGAAAAUCUAGUUUAGCCCAACUUACGCUUAGUUUUUCCCUGAUUUCUCUUUCCCAGUUUCGAUUCGUGGCCAUAUACAUAUAUAUAUAUAUAUAUAUAUAUUAUAUGAUAUAUAUUUUUAAUAAUGUGCGAAUGUGUGCGUGUUUUUUAUGUACUUUUCCCUCGCAAGAGAGAGAGAGAGAUAGAGAAAGUGUGUGUGUCUGCCUGUUGCCUUCUCUUUCACCUUCAUUUUCCACCACAACUCUUCUAGUCUUGAACAUAGCUCGAUCCCUAUACCAUCCACCACCCACCCAUUCCUUUCCCCAGAAACAAACAUAGACUGUGGCCGAAGAAAAUGCGUAAAGACAAUUGUUUUCGAUGACGUUUAAUUGUAUUAAUAGGUAAAUCAGUAAAUCAAACACUAAAGCCAAGAAUCAAACAGGAAAAGCGACUAAACAACUGAGAAGAAUUCCAAGAAUACUAUAUAUAUUCCAAAAUGUAUAACGAAAAGACUUGAACAGCGGAUCCCUGCUCUGCCAAUCCCUAAUUAACGCCCUAAGCCCAAAGCCCUCUACUAACUGAACAAUAUGACAGAGGAUACUAUGUGUGUGUGAUGAUGAGAAAGGAUGCCACUCGAGUAGCAAACACAAUGAUUACCAAUUACCCAUAGCGUUUUUUGUACUUGCAAUAGAAUAUAAAUGUACUUUUAUACACGAA
Messenger RNA from Drosophila serrata, 5228 nucleotides. It is a transcript of the gene pod1, whose product is annotated as coronin. Gene Ontology annotation, molecular function: protein binding. NCBI's taxonomy places the organism in Eukaryota, Metazoa, Arthropoda, Insecta, Diptera, Drosophilidae. The record is from RefSeq and is a predicted model, not a curated record.